GGAAUAAAAAUCCGAGCUUGAUAUGAACCCAUAUCUUGAAUUUCCCUCUGUUUUUUCGAACGCGGAAAGCUUCCCACGCUCGUUUCGCAUUUAAUUUUCUUCGUCAUCGCCCUCGUUUCGAUCCGAGCCAACCCAAAUCCGGUUUCAGAUUUUCUGUACGUUCGGAGGAAAACGAAAAGAAUCCUUCUUGUCUUCCGGGGCGACGCUUGGUUCGGGAAUAGGCAGGAAGAGGAGUUUUUCUCUUUGGGUUUGGUUCCUGUGGGAGGCCAAACGGGAUGGCGACUACUAUCGGGAUGAUGGACAGCGCUUACUUCGUGGGGAGGAACGAGAUUCUGACUUGGAUCAACGGUAGGCUGCAGCUCAGUCUCUCUCGCAUUGAAGAGGCUGCAUCUGGCGCAGUCCAAUGCCAAUUGAUGGACAUGACCUAUCCAGGAGUAGUUCCCAUGCACAAGGUGAAUUUUGAUGCAAAGACAGAAUAUGAUAUGAUUCAAAAUUACAAGGUUCUGCAGGAAGCAUUUAACAAGUUGAAGAUUGACAAGCAUAUUGAAGUCAACAGGCUUGUCAAAGGCCGACCCCUGGACAAUUUGGAGUUUCUACAAUGGUUGAAGCGCUACUGUGAUGCUGUCAAUGGUGGCAUAAUGAAUGAAAACUACAAUCCUGUGGAAAGACGCUCUAAGGGUGGCAGGGAAAGAGUUCCUAGGAGUUCGCAGAAGAAUUCAAAAUCACUGCAAGCAAACAAUGCUUGUAACAUAAGCUCGAUGGAUACAGUUGGUGUCACCAAAGCUUCUGGGCCUCGUCAAGGGAGGAUGAGUGAAACGGUGGGUGCUGCUGAUUCUUCUCGGGAAAUUCAAGCUUUGUCAAAAGAGGUUGCAGAUCUCAAGCUAUCUGUGGAUUUCUUGGAAAAAGAACGGGAUUUUUACUUUGCAAAAUUGCGAGAUAUAGAGAUACUUUGUCAGACUCCCGAAUUGGAGGAUAUCCCUAUGUCAAUGGCCGUGAAGAAGAUACUGUACGCUGCCGAUGCAAAGGAAUCGGUUCUUGAAGAAGCUCGGGAAUACAUGCGGAAAUCCAAUCAUGACUGAACCGUGUGAUGUCUUUUCAUUACAGAACUAGGAUAUCUUUCACCAUGUCGGAACAUGCAGUUCAAUCUCCACAAUGUACUUUCAGACAUUGCAUGUGCCGUGAGAAUAAAACUGCAAAUUGUUGAUGAAGAUCCCAGUUAACAGCUUAUCCGUACUGGUCACGCCAUAACAUGAAUUGCGGUGAUUCACAACGAAGUAAAUCGAUCUUUGCACAUUCUAUU
Eucalyptus grandis is the source of this 1300-nucleotide messenger RNA. RefSeq names its product microtubule-associated protein RP/EB family member 1A. The record is from RefSeq and is a predicted model, not a curated record. The transcript is spliced from 9 exons. Gene Ontology annotation, molecular function: microtubule plus-end binding. Gene Ontology annotation, cellular component: microtubule plus-end; microtubule organizing center; spindle midzone. Bases 276 to 1079 code for a protein of 267 amino acids. Lineage: Eukaryota; Viridiplantae; Streptophyta; Magnoliopsida; Myrtales; Myrtaceae. Gene Ontology annotation, biological process: protein localization to microtubule plus-end; regulation of microtubule polymerization or depolymerization; spindle assembly.